AUGAAAGGUUCUCAGUUUAAAGAUACAAGAUUUGAAUCCUUCUUUGGUCGACAUCAAUGGACCUAUUCCACCCCUGGGCCGGAGAUUCUAAGUACCACAGGGUUCUUCUUCAAUCCCAAUAAAAAAUAUCCCGAUAAAAUCACCUGUUUCCAUUGUAAUAACCAUGAAACUAAUGUUGAAAAUAUCCACAAGGUUCAUGAACAACACCUUCUAAGGUUUGAUUGUGAACUUUCUUUGAUCUAUAGUCAUAUCCUUUACUAUCAAGGAGAGUUAAAUGAUGAUGUAAAGAUGAAAAUUCAAGUUUUUGAUGAUCCCUUAAGUGAAGAAUGUAAGAAAAUACGAUUGAGUACAUUCAAGAAACCUUUCAAGUGUAAGAAACAGCCUAAAGAUCUUGCCAAUGCUGGUUUCUUCAUGAACUUAUUGGUGGAAGGUAUCAAUGAUAGAGUGGAAUGUAUGUAUUGUGGAGCUUCAUUAGAAGCUUGGGAUAAAAUUGAUGAUCCCAUCAAACUCCACAUUGAAUCAAGUAGUAGGCCCUGUUUAUUUUUGGAUUAUUAUAAACUUCAAACUGAUAAAGAAACAGCUGAAUUGAUAGAGAAUAGGUUCAAAACCAACAGAGAGUCUUUCAAUCAGUCACAAGAAGCUUUAAUAGUUGAUUCUCAGACAUCUAAAAUAGGUUCUCAGUUCAAAUAUGAUAGUGCAUUUUCUGAUGAUGAUAUUGAUGAUGAACCUUUCACACCCACUCAAUAUUCUCCAAUGACUCCUACUCAAUCACAAUCCCAAAAGACCCAAGAUUUUAGUGAUUCUGUUGAUGAACAAACUGAUAGUGAAUCGAUGAUUGAUUCUCAAGAUGAUUAUGGAUCUAUUGAAAGUAAGAGUAACCCAAGGUAUGAGAAAUUACUUAAGGAGAGAGAACAAAUGAAUGCACUUUAUGAUAGCGAUGGUGGUGUCAGUGAACCAGAUGUGAAUGGUGGAAAUAUAGAAAUUGUAGAUUCUUUGAGUGAUGAUAUUGAGGAAAGUGAUCAUAUGGAGGUUGACGAGAAUUCAUACAAAAAGGUAGAAGUAGAGAAGAAAGACACAAAAGACAAGAAAGAAACAAAAGACAAGGAAGAAAAUAAAGAAGAUGAAGAGGAAAUCUCCGAGGAUUUUGAUAUAGUAGAGGUUGAAGCUACCAACCCCGAAACCAAACAAUCUAAUGAUAAUGAUAAUGAUAAUGAAAAUAAUGACCAUAAAAGACCAAAAGGUAGGAAGACCAAACGGAUAGAUUUGGACCAGGAACAGAUUGAGCCAGAACCAAAAAAGAAGAAACCCACCAAAGGAAAUAACAAGCCCACUAAAUCUAAAAGAAAUACUGAAAUUCCAACCGAACCAGUUAGACGAAGUAAAAGGGUUAGAAACAAAACUAAUCAAAUCGAACAGCUUGAUCAAUUCAAAGUUUAUUCUCGAAACAAUUCGAUGGAAGUAACUCAAGAUUCUAUCGAGAGUUCUCAAGGUUCUGAGGUACCCCCUGAUUCAAUUGAAGAGUCUCAAGAUCAUGAGUUUCAUGAUCAUGAAGAUGAAACUUUCAGAGAACUGGAAGAUGAUACUAAGCAACUGGAAGAACCUGUUAAAGAGGAGAAGAAACCUAAAGAAGUUGAUCCCAAAAAAUUGGAAUUGCUCAAGUACCAGGAAACAGAGAAAAGAUUCAAAGAACUACUUAACUCUCCCCGUAAGAACAAGAAAAUCAAACUCAAAGCAAAAAAGAACAAUUUCAUUGAUACUUCUCUAGAGAUAGAUAAUUACAAUGAAGGGAAUGUAGAUUUCUUGGAGAAGAACUACAAGAAAUUGAAGUACCGUAUUGACCAACCGAAGAAUGAAAGGAUUGAGGUGAAAAUUCCUGAUGAAGACAUACUUGGUGAGAAAGAACUCAAGAUCAGUGAAAAGGAAACGGUUCUUGAAGAACCUUUAAAGAUGGAUGUUUCAGAGAUUAAUCUGUCGACUCCUCAGAAAGCCAAAGCGGCGCCACAGUCAAACCCUGUUGAAUUAGCAAUUGAUCGAGACGACAGUGAUUAUGAUAUGGGAGAUGUUUCACAAAGUGGAUAUGAAGAAGCCAUUAAAGAAAUCAGACGAUUGAAUGAAAGUAUUUCUUUGGUUUCAAAGGAGUUUGAAGAAUUGUUUGAAGAUGAAGGAUUGAACAACGAUAAAUUGUUGGAUAACCUUAGUGAUGUUGAAUUGAAGAGUGAAAGUGAAUAUGAGAUGGAGAACGAUGAUAAUGUCGAUUCUGAUAUCGAACAAGUGAUCAGUGAGAAGGAGAUUGCAAUGGAAGUAGAUGAUGGUGAUGAGGUUGAUUUUGAAGAUAAGGUUGAUUCAGAUGGUCUAGAAUCAGAGGAUCGAGGUAUUGAGGAAUCAGAAGAAAAUGAUCAGGUGGAAACACAACACUUGGAGGAGGAUAUUAAAGUUGAAACUCAGGAAUUAGAACCAACGAGAUCGAAGGAAAAUGGUAUGAGAGAAAGUUUGGAUGCUGAUGGAGAGAUUUCGAUUCAACAGGCCUCUCCAGAAGUUGAAUCGGUUGAAUCAGAAGUUGAGUCCGUUGAAUCAGAAAUUGGUGAAGUUAAUGAAGUUAAUGAAGUUAAUGAAGUGAAUGAAGUUAUUGAAGUUAAUGAAGUUAAUGAAGUUAAUGAAGUUAAUGAAGUUAAUGAAGUUAAUGAAGUUGAUGAAGUCAAUGAAGUUGAUGAAGUUCAACCAGAUAUUGAAUCAGAUAAAUCAGAUGAGUCGGAUGUUGAGUCUAUGAAUUCAGAAAUCGAAUCAGAAAUUGAAUCCAUUGAUGGUGAUAAUAUCAUUGCUCAAGGUUCAGACAUGGACACGAUGAACUUAGAAUUUGUGUCAGAAAAAUCACCAGAGACUGCUUUGCCAAAAUCAGAGGCUGUCCCACCUAAAACAGAAACUUCUUCAUCACCCAAAAGAGAGACUGUUACAUCACCUAAAACAGAGGUUACACGAUCUUCAUCCACCAAACACAAUGAUCUGUCCCUUCCUGAACCAAAAAUCGAACCUGCUGCUUACAAACCAAAGGAAGACACUUACUCCAAGUAUGAGAAAGAUGGGAGUUUCAUUGUAGGGAUUGCUCCAAGCAGAUCCCCUAAUAGAAAAUCCUCCAACAUACCCAUAUCCAAAGACUCGACAUCGACAAAAUCAUCUUUGGUUUCAGAUGGACCACCCAUCAAGUCUGAAGAAAUCUCCCUACAAGCAUCUUCGAAAUCUCCAAGUAUUGGUCAAGAGCUAACAGCAUAUGAUAAGAUCAAAGAGAAACUACAAAAUCUAACCAGUACUUUCGAUUACUUACGUGAUAUAGCAGAAAUCAAUUUGAACCUUAAAGAUGAUGUAGAUGGAGGUCUAACUCAAUUCAUUUCUGAAAUACCUCCAGAAGAAGAAGAUAUGACCAUCAAACAAUGGGUAGAACAUUAUGGAUUGAGUUGUAAGCAAUUUUCACGAGAUUUAUUCAAUGAAAUGAUUGAUUGUUUAACUGAAGAUUAUGAUGAAGCCAUUAAGUCCAUUGAAUCUCUUCCUACAAUUGAUUGA
Messenger RNA from Yamadazyma jaroonii, 3555 nucleotides. Lineage: Eukaryota; Fungi; Ascomycota; Pichiomycetes; Serinales; Debaryomycetaceae. The record is from the annotation of a GenBank genome assembly.